Brassicogethes aeneus is the source of this 932-nucleotide messenger RNA. The record is from the annotation of a GenBank genome assembly. NCBI's taxonomy places the organism in Eukaryota, Metazoa, Arthropoda, Insecta, Coleoptera, Nitidulidae.
UUUUAGAAAUUGUUCUAUUUGUUAAUAAUGGAAGAAAAAGACGCGCAAAAGUAUUACUGCAUAAAUUGCGGAAACGCUGUGAAUAAUUUGUAUAAAAAAUAUAGCGAGACUGUGUUAAAAUUAACAGAAUGUGACAAUUGUAAAUGUAUAGCUGAUAAAUACGUUGAGUAUGAUAUAGUUUUAAUAACAGUGGAUAUUAUUCUAUUGAGAAUUACUGCUUAUAGACAUAUUUUACAUAACUUUAAAUUUGAGAAAUAUUGGAGACUGUUUUUAUUUAUUGUGCUUGUGGAAUCAUAUUCAGAGUGGAUAUUUUUGUAUGAUGACAAUAAUAAAUCAAAAAUUGUAGAAAUUUUAACCGAGGAAUAUUUAAACAAUUUUGACAUUUACUUGGAUGAUUUAAUGUUUUAUAAAAUAACUAUAGUCACAUUAUUAAAGUCUCUAUUGUUAAUAUGUUUUGUAUAUUUAUUAAGUAAGAUAUAUGGAUUUUAUGCCCAAAAAACUAUAACUUUUGUACUAAUUGCUAAAACAAUUACUCUAUCAAGUGUGGGAAUAUUUUUGUUAUUGCCUGCUUUAAUAUGGGAUUUUAAGGUUAAGGAAAUCAACACACAAUUUGUCUCAUUGUAUGUGACAUUAACAAAGUUAAUUUCUUAUACAGCUGCAUGUAAUUGCCCAAAAUACUGGAGCACUUUUGUUAUGCUGGUGGCAGUUCUUGGACAAAAAAUAAUCAAUGAAUACUGCAAUACAUCUAAUAUUAUAUAGAAUAGGAGGAAUUAAAAAAAAAAUUUGCAUGAUUUUAAGAUACCACCACCAUCCUUUGUUUUUCCUAUGGCCGCCAUAUCGGAAUUUUACAUGGAUGGAUAGAAAAAAAUCAUGGAACCCAAUGGUGUAUCAAACUAGUAGUAGUAGCCAUUAUAAAAACAAAUUACUUAACU